Molecule: messenger RNA, 1091 nt
Organism: Dissoconium aciculare CBS 342.82
Lineage: Eukaryota; Fungi; Ascomycota; Dothideomycetes; Mycosphaerellales; Dissoconiaceae
Exons: 2
Coding region: 125-970 (281 amino acids)
Source: RefSeq, a predicted model, not a curated record
AAAAUGUUGGCCAUCCAACAAUAAAAGCCGGUGUUCAGCAUCUCGUGGGUCGGAAGUCGUCACUUAUCCCUUUGGAUAUAAGAUGUGAUGUUGCAACUACGGCCGCGUCAUCUCCGCAACGCGCAUGUCUUCCCACAUGCAGUUGCAUGCGGAGGACGCAUACUUACACCACGCUGGCUUGGCCACAAAGAUCGCCCUGUUCCUACUGGCGGCGCGACCACGACCAUAUCACGAUGGCAGAGCAGUCUUGCAGGGAGGCCUAAAAAAGCUGCUUCCGGAGCUAUUAAACGUGUACCGAGCAGGGACUUAUGCCACAGUCGCUGUUGGAAUAGGUCGUGCAUUCGCAUGGCUGACCUUCAUCGGCGUAGAGAUCCUUGGUCUUCCAGCAGUCUUUUUCGCCGCAGACGUAUCCAACUGGAUGCUACCGCUCGUCCUAGUUGGAGGCCCGGUGCCCAUGAUCGUGACCAGUCUCGCUACAGGUCCCAUGAUUCAUGAUGUCACGAUCAAAUUGCCAGAUUCUGCGCGUCGGUCUAAAGACGCAUUGAAAUCAUUUGUGAAGAGGCUGCCGCCGGACACUGUUGUGCGCGCAAGCUAUAUGAGGUGGAUGCCGUGGCCGCGAUCGUCAGACAUGAAGCUGCGCGACCUGCGACGCAUUCAGCCUUCAUGGAAACGCGGCAUCGCCAAUUUGGAGCAUUUGCCCGGUUCGAUGAAGGGGCAAAAGAAAAAUCCUUUUUAUUGGUUUGCUUACACCAAUUGGGGAAAAUACUACAUCAAUCGAGAACAAAGUAAAGACAUGAGUGCAUCGCCUGGAGUGUGGAAUACGAUCUGGAACCAGAUACCUGAAGCAGACAGUAAAAGCGAACUGGAAGAAAUUCAAAAAGCUGAGGCUAGCCCUGUCGCAAUGGCCAAUCGGCCAGCAAGACACGAAGCUAAGGCCUUUGCAGUGCCGCUGCCUUCAGUAAAGCGAUGAACCACUUACGCCAAUGGUUGUGCUGGCGUCCAAGCAGAAUACAGCUUGACAGCAACGGCAGGACAUGCUUUCUAGAGCUAAAUGAGGACAUCAUUGUGAGCGAGAGAUCAUGGACACGGCU